GCGGCAGCAUCCUCGACCAGAGGAUGAAGAGCGUGGCGAAGGAGGAGGAACGGAUUCCAGCAGCCGGUUCGGCGCGCGCCCACCGCCCCACCGCUCUGAGUCAAUCCAGUGGAAAAAGGAGAUCAUCUGCAUAAAAAGGAAAAGCAGUAUUUCUUUCAACCUGACUAAUGAUCAUCAGUUGUGUAGAAAAAAGCAGAAAAGUUUUCACUGACUAUGGAGUUUGGUGGGCAAGGCUGAGAGGGACCAUGCUAAGGACUGCCUGAAAGUGCCAGCUGCGGACAGAAGAGGUGGAUGCAAAGAGGCGCAUUGAGCAUUUGGAAUGUUUUCUGUCAGGUAGCAUCAAGGAGGGAGAGGCCACCGCAGCCUCAAGACGUGCAGCGUGAGACAUAAGGACCAUCUCAGCCUUUGACAUGAAGAAAGAUAUAGAUGCCUUAAUAGCAGAGGAAAGGGCAGAAAUCAUUGCUAAGUAUGAGAAGGGAAGGCAGGAAGGAGCUCAGAUCGAUCCAUGGGAAGAUGCUGACUUCGCUCUCUACAAAGUCACUGACAGAUUUGGGUUUUUGCAUGAGCAUGAGCUACCAACCCGCAGUGCUCUGGAGGAGAAGCAAAAACUUCAGGAGAUUGAACGAGUGGACAAAUGGCUGAAGAUGUUAAGAAAAUGGGGAAAAUACAGAAACAGUGAAAAGAUGUUCCGCAGAGUUUAUAAAGGGAUUCCCCUCCAGGUGCGAGGCCAAGUCUGGUCACUCCUGCUGGAUAUUGAAAACAUUAAGAUGGAGAAUGAAGGAAAGUAUGAGAAAAUGAAAGAACAAGCCAAGAGUUUCUCAUCAGAAAUCAAGCAGAUAGACCUUGAUGUCAAUCGCACCUUUCGAAACCACAUCAUGUUCCGGGAUCGCUAUGGAGUAAAGCAACAAGCCUUGUUUCAUGUCCUGUCAGCCUACUCAGUUUACAACACGGAAGUGAGCUACUGCCAAGGAAUGAGUCAGAUUGCAGCUAUCCUGCUGAUGUACUUAAACGAAGAGGAUGCCUUUUGGGCACUGGCACAGCUACUUACCAAUCAGAGGCACGCAAUGCAUGGGUUUUUCAUUCCUGGAUUCCCAAAGCUACAGAGAUUCCAAGCCCAUCAUGAGGCAAUAUUAAGCAAACUCUUUCCAAAGCUGAAGAAGCACAUGGACAAGGAGCAGAUGUCUACAGGGAUUUAUACGACAAAGUGGUUCCUUCAGUGCUUCAUUGACCGGACCCCAUUUACUUUAACUCUGCGGCUAUGGGAUAUCUACAUUCUGGAAGGAGAGAGGGUUCUGACAGCCAUGGCCUACACUAUCCUCAAGUUGCAUAAAAAGCGCUUGCUGAAAAUGACCCUAGAGGAUCUAAGGGAAUUCCUGCAAGAAAAAAUUGCUGGCUCUUUGCAUUUUGAAGAUGAUAUUGUAAUUGAGCAAUUGCAAGCAUCCAUGGCUGAACUGCGCAAAAUGAAAUUUGACCUGCCACCCCCGGCAAAAUCUGAAGAAUUCCCCAAGAAACCUCUGGGACUGGAGCUCUCUCUCAAUCCGGUGUCAGUGAAGCCUAACAUUGCAGCUAACGGCCAGAAAAAGGUGGCUGGGGAUCUCAGCCAUGACAAAGAUGUUGUAAUGCAACCUUCUCCAGAUAAAAGUCCUACUCACUUGAACGAAACAAUAGUUAAUUCAAAUAAGGCAAUGCAUGAGAGAACCUCUGUUCCACAACCCAAUGGACCACCCAUCCAAGCUGAACCAGCUGAUGUGCACCAAAAUCCAUUCCAGAAUCAUCAUCAGCCAAGCCAAAAGUUUGAAAUGGAAGAGAAACAAGUAGAAGAAAAUACCAAUGAAAUCCCAUUGGAGGAUGGUCCUAUAAUGCUGGAUGAUAUUGAGGUCAUUGGAGAAAGUCAGGAUGUGGUGAUGGUCUGUAAGGUGGCUGAAUCAUUGGAGAGCAGUGGUGUAGAGAGGUGUAGUUUACAGGAAAAUAACCCCUGUCUUUUUAUAGAUGAUACAGACCAUGCUGCUCCCCAGCGGCUUCAAGGUGAGACAGAUGGAUUGCCAAUGGACAACUCUCUCUGGGAGGAGUCUCACUUGCAGAGCCAGACCUUAGAAGCAGACCUGUCUAUCACCCUCAAUAGUACAGAGACAGUAUCGGAGUCAGAUAUAUUCUGCCAAGUGCCAUUGCUUCCAUCUCUUGAAGAGAAAAGAACCUCAGAGUUGGCAUCAUCUGUGUGUAAUGAUGGAGCUCUUCAAGAUGGAAGCAUCACCAGCUCCUCUGAGGAUUUAUUAUCUGAAGGUGUUGUGCUGCUUCCAGAUCACCUGUACCAGCCUCCAAGUCCAGACUUGUCUUCUAUGGCAGAACAUAGCCAGUCCACAACAUGUGACUUGUCAGAAAGCACAGCUGCUUCAUGUCCGACCAAAGCACUUGCUGCUCUUCUUCUCCCAUUUCAGGAUGGAGAACGGCGACCUUCUAAUGCAUCUCAGUAUGAUAACCUGUCUGAAAGUGACAAUGGAGAAGAGAAAUCUCCUGUACAGGUGCCGGGUUCUAAGAAACUGGCAGUUUUAAUACCACAGACUGAGCUCUGUGCUCCUGUGUUAAAGUGUACAGUGCCCAAGUCUGCAUCAGUUGGGGAGCUAGAAAAUCUGCAGAGGCAAAGUUGGGAAACAGUAGAUUUGAUGCAACAGACCAACGAAUAUGGCCAGCCCAUUUCAUUUGCGGUGCUGUAUCCUCACAAGAACCACCCUGGUGGGGGCAGUGUGCCAAUCUUAUCUGAGCUGGACUCCGAGAUGCAGUUGCUGUCAGAAGGCUUCCAAGCCCGGCCCACUUCAUCCCCGGUGUUGCAGGAGCAGCACAGCCCCUUCAGAAUAGUAAAGACUACCACCCCGCUUCACUUGGCUCAUGCUAUUGAGCAAGACUUCUCAAGCAAAAAGCAAGUGGCUCUGCCCUUGCCAGAAGCCAGCUGCCGUGAUGCAGGUGAUGCUGACACACUUCCUCCUGUAGCUAUGGAAACUCUGGGUGGGGAUGCCAAUGACUGUGAUCAGAAGUCACAGAACACUUUGAGUGCUUCACCUGCCCUUCAAAGGCCAAAGCCAAAAAUCCCACCCAAGGUUUUCAAAACUCAUUCAGAUAACAAUUUCUACCCUGGCUGCCCUCCCAUGGUGCAAAUGUCUAAAUCAGUCACAUUCUAGUAGAGCUGAGAAUGAGGAGAUUAAGGUUUCACAGCGCUUAUUCAUGAGAGGUUUGGAAUGAGAAAACACAGCCUAAGGAGGCAACUGCUUUGCCAGUCAUAUUGUAUCCCAAGAAUUCAGGAUGGAGCUUAGAAUACAGGCCAGUAGACAAUGCCUGUAGAUGGAUUCUUUACAAAUUUCGGUUCUCCUCUUCAGACAGCUCCCAAAGUGCUUUUGAAUCUGGCUUUUCAUCUCCUUUUUCACACCUGAGUAGAUGUCUAACAGAUUUAACCUAAAAAACCAUUUGAACUAUUUCUUUCCAAACCCUUGCAGCUGAAAAUUUAAGGUGAGCAUUAGAACACCAGGGAGAUAGAAGGAGUCAUUUAAGGAAGCAGGCGGACCACUCAGCUGUAGGUUUGGGCCAGUAGCACAUAUUUUCAGUAGCAAUAGUGGUGCGGCUCUUCCGUUUCAGUCUAGCAGACAAUGUAGUCCUGUAAAUUAAGCGGUGGGUGAUUCAUGUCAGGAAAGUUAGCUUUUACAGCAUCUAUGCAAUAUCCAGCACACAUUGUUCAUGUGUGUGUUCUCUUGCAGUGAAACCAGGCGACUCAGCAUGCCUGUUCUUUAGCUCCCUCACUUGUUUGCACUGAUGAGGAUUCUCAAAGAUUAGUAAAAUAUUUCAUGCAGAGGAAUGCUUUUCUGUUCAGUUGAACUGUGUGAUGUUCUGCACAUAGAGAGCAAAGGUAGUUUCUGAAAGAAGCCAAGGUGGUGGGCUAGAUUCCAUGCAGCUCACCAGGGAUGGGUUCAUGUCCUUGGACCACUUGCAUCACCAAGUGGCAGACAAAAGAACUGCCGGAGGGCCUGUCUAUCCAUCUCUUCCUCUGUAUUUUUCCCGUGCAGAUUCUGGAAGUGAGCUGGCUUACAACCAUGCAGGUGACUCAGAAAAGCUUCUGUAAAGAGGGGCUGUGCACUUGUACAGAAACUAGAACUGCCCUGUUAUUCUUGGGCUGUUGGCAAACCACAAGAGUCCCAUGAAUUGACACUAAGGAUACCAUUUCCAGACUAGCCUUGUGGAAAGCAUGUUGGAGAUGAUAGGAAAGUCAUCACAAUUCUUGUGAAUGUUUACACAGACAUAAGCUCACUGAGUUCAUUGGAGCUUACUGCUAAGUAAGUGUGCAUAGGAUUGCAGCCUUUACUUUCCUAGAUCCUUGAUGCCAUUCUUUGCCCAUUUGUCUGUCAACAAAAUGCAAAGUGGCCAAGACAAAAAACAUAGCUUUAGAAGAUAGCCUUUCAUAGGAACGUAAGGUGUGCUUUAAGAAAGCAUAUAGUCCCUAAAACUAUAGCUUUAGAAGGGAGCUUUCCUAAGGCCUGAUUCUUCAGAUACAAGCUUAUACUUCAUGCCCGACCUUCUUUCCAGAGCUGUUGUCCUUCAGUAUUUGCCCUCAGCCUUUCCAAUGAAUUAUCUAGUUUCUACUCCUGGGGCCAAGAAAUGCCUCCUUAAACAGAUGUCUGGUUGAAGUGAAGGACUGGAUAGGGCACAGUUGCUUGUUUGAAUGGUCUAUUGCUUUUUAAUAUUUUUAUCUAGAAGUGAGGGAGCAAAGCAAGCAGUCUGCAGCUGGCAAUCCUUUGCUAACCACAAGGAGAGGCUACUUGUUUAGCCCUGGGAGCCAGGAAUUCUUCUAAUGUCACAGUAGCUUUGUUUAUGAUUUUAGGGGCUUGUAUAACUUCUUGUCUGCCUCUUCCUUUGGUGAGAUGGGGAAGAGGGAAUAAUAAUCCUUAAUUCUUACCUCAUGGGGUGGCGUGAGGCCUAAUGAUUAGUUAGUUCUUGCAGUGUUCUUGAAGGAAGAGAAGAAUGCCGAUGGGGGAGACAAAGAUUGUACUUGUGUGGAAUUUUACAUUUUACUUCCCUAACUGCUGCACAAUUGUUGAAAAAUGUUUGUGUAUAUCAAUUGUUCCAGGAUAGUAUUUCAAGGGUAAUGACUGAUAAGUCUUCAUUUUGCUCAAUGGCUUCUAGAACAGAAAGAAAAGUGUUGAAAAACUAUUGAUAUCUAGGUUAGAUUUCCCUCAACGCGCACAAGACUCCUGUUUGCUGUAGUUGGAGCAAAGGUUAAUAGGAAAAAGAUGGGAUCCCGUUUAGUCAAAUAUGUGUUCAUUCUACCAGCCUGAUCUUCCAAUUUCUAUAUCUUUUUUAAUUGGUACCUCCGUUUUCAGUCUAACAAGCUGCAAUCAGAAUUAAGGUCAUCAUGCAAUACAUUAGUUUUAAAGGUGCUUAUCCAGAAAUAUUUCACAGCUGUCAAAUGCACUUCUCAGUUAGCACCUACAUGCCUUGAACUAGUGACGCACAUUUUCCACAGAAAGAAUUGCUAAUGGACAAUAUAUGCUCCAGCUAAUUGCAGUAGGACAGCCAAUAGUUACCGGUACCUUAAGGAAAGGGGGCAUCCCAGGCCCCUGCUGAGCUUUAGAGCACUGCGCCCUAGUGGAAACAGCAGGUGUUGCCUCAAUUAGAUCUUUGGCUAACAGACAGCCAGAGAGCAGGACUGUGGCCCAAUUAAAGUUUAAGAUUAUUUUUCAAAAAUUAUUAUUAAUGCAUACCACAGUCUUCCUUGUACAACUCCUGGCUUCAAAAUGUUCAUCUGUUUCCUGGGCCACAGGUGUCUGAGCAGUGUUAUAACAUGUGGUCUCAAAAUCAGCUGUUUAAUUUCUGGAGCACUAUAUGGUUCAGUAAUAGACUGGUAUGAUGACAAGCCACGGUGCCUAUCUGUGUGCAUGUCCUUUUUCAAGCAACAGAACCAAGCUGGCUGUUGUUUCGUUGUCCUAGCUUUUUGUGCCCCUGUCUACUGCAGACUCCCAAAGAACUGCACA
Messenger RNA from Lacerta agilis (Sand lizard), 6011 nucleotides. RefSeq lists its product as uncharacterized. NCBI's taxonomy places the organism in Eukaryota, Metazoa, Chordata, Lepidosauria, Squamata, Lacertidae. The coding region runs from base 411 to 3173 and encodes 920 amino acids. The transcript is spliced from 15 exons. The record is from RefSeq and is a predicted model, not a curated record.